AUGUCCAGACCCAAUUCAACCCGAGCCGAUGCCGCCAGACCCAAUCGAAACCGCGACCGAUGCCCAGACCCUCCAAUUCGAACCCCGAACCGAUGCCCAGAACCCACUUCGAACCCGAUCCGAUGCCCAGACCGCAAUUCUAACCCGAAAACGGAUGCCCAGACCCAAUUGAACCCGGCCGAUGGCCAUACCCAAUCGAACCCGAACCGAUGCCCAUACUCAAUUCCGACCCACACCUAUGCCCAGACCCAAUUCGGCACCCGACCGAUGCCAACCCAAUCUAACCCGACCGAUGGCCGCAGAACCAAUUCGAACCCUAACCGAUCCCUAGACCCAAUUCGAACCCGACCGGAAUGCCGCAGACCCCAAUCGAACCCGAACCGAUGCCCAGACCCAAUUCGAAACCCGACCCUAUGCCCAACCCAUUCUAAACCCGAGCCAAUGCCCAUACCCAAUUCGAACCCGAACCGAUAA
Penaeus indicus is the source of this 474-nucleotide messenger RNA. Its product is annotated as circumsporozoite protein-like. Bases 1 to 474 code for a protein of 157 amino acids. NCBI's taxonomy places the organism in Eukaryota, Metazoa, Arthropoda, Malacostraca, Decapoda, Penaeidae. The transcript has a single exon. The record is from RefSeq and is a predicted model, not a curated record.